Plenodomus lingam JN3 is the source of this 1308-nucleotide messenger RNA. NCBI's taxonomy places the organism in Eukaryota, Fungi, Ascomycota, Dothideomycetes, Pleosporales, Leptosphaeriaceae. The record is from RefSeq and is a predicted model, not a curated record.
AUGGAGGAUCUCGACCGCAUGCCCUCGAUCAACAGCAACCAGGACAUCCAUGCCCAGCUGCAGGCCGCCGCCACGCCCCUCGAGUUCCAGGCCACGCUCGAGACCAAAUUUGCCAGCUACGACAGCUACUGCAACCUCUUCCACUACAUCCUCAAUUCAGAGGGGCCUGUUGACCUCGAGGUGCCCAAUUACUACUGGGCCUGGGAUGUCAUCGACGAGUUCAUCUACCAGUUCAACAGCUUCUGCAGCUACCGCCAGCGCGUCGCCCAAAAGAACGAAAACGAGGAGGAGAUUGCGCUCCUGCGCGAGAACCCAAACACAUGGGGCUGCUACAGCGUCCUCAACGUCCUCUACUCGCUCAUCCAGCGGUCACAGAUCAGCGAGCAGCUCGGUGCCAUGAAGCGUGGCGAGGACGCCAGUCUCUACGCAGGAGAGUACGGCAACCGUCCGCUGUAUAAGAUGUUGGGCUACUUCUCCAUCAUUGGUCUGCUCCGCGUCCACUGCCUCCUCGGAGACUUCAGCCUCGCGCUCAAGACGCUCGACGACAUUGAGCUCAACAAGAAGGCCAUGUUCGCGCGCGUCAUGGCUGCCCACUUCACAACCUACUACUAUGUAGGAUUCUCCUACAUGAUGAUGCGCCGGUACUCAGACGCCAUCCGCAUGUUCAGCCACAUCUUGGUCUACGUCUCACGGACAAAGAACUUCCAGAAGAAUGCGCAGUACGACUCCAUUACUAAGAAGAAUGAUCAAAUGUACGCACUCAUCGCCAUCUGCGUUGCUUUCCAGCCCACAAGGCUCGAUGACACCAUUCACACUGCUCUCCGCGAGAAGUACGGCGAGCAGUUCAACAGGCUGCAGCGCGGUGGACCUGAAGCCCUGCCCCUCUUCGAGGAGCUGUUCCGCACCGCAUGCCCCAAGUUCAUCAGUCCGACUCCCCCCGACUUUGACAACCCAGAGGUCAACAUUGACCCGGUUGAGCACCACCUCCGCAUUUUCAUGGACGAAGUCAAGAACAACAUGAUGUCACCCACUGUCAAGAGCUACCUCAAGCUCUACACUACUAUGGACUUGAAGAAGUUGGCCGGCUUCCUUGAGGUCGAGCCCGAGAAGCUAAGAUGCUGGUUGCUCGUCAACAAGCAGAGGAACAGGCAGAUCAGGUGGACCGAGGGUGGACUGUUGGAUGGUGACAUCGUCAACAGCGGCGACUUGGACUACGCUAUGGAAGGAGACCUUAUCCACGUAUCAGAGGCAAAGGUCGGCAGGAGGCUGGUAGACUGGUACCUGCGUAACCUGGCUAGGACAUACUAA